GCCUGAUGUUUACUUAUCUAGGCUUCUAUCUAAUGGAUGGACAUGGUCAACCUGCUCUACUCUACCUUGUUCCGUGUACAUUAGGGGUUGCUGUCAUAUUGGGUUUGGUGAGAGGUGAGCUGAGGCACUUGUGGACUUAUGGCACAGAAUCUCCCCCAUCAGCGCAAGCCCCUGGAGAAGCUUGA
Ilex paraguariensis (yerba mate) is the source of this 185-nucleotide messenger RNA. NCBI's taxonomy places the organism in Eukaryota, Viridiplantae, Streptophyta, Magnoliopsida, Aquifoliales, Aquifoliaceae. The record is from the annotation of a GenBank genome assembly.